GUUUAUUCGUCAGAAAUUUUCUAUCGAUUAAACUUGGCAACAUAAUCGGCACCAGUAUGGUUGGCAACGACAUCGUUUCCUCUGUAUAUUCGACAGCUUUGGCUGUCGAAUAUACUUGUUCAUAUCAUCCGCACCUCUCCUUUCUUCCCCAUUUCUGCUUUUCUCUGCGGCGGUAGAUCUGGUUUUUUCUUCGAUGAAGGUUGCUGUCACUGUUCUUCCGUAGCGCCCCCUGUUCUCCGCUCCGCCCCGGUGCCGCCAAAUGGACAAUCAACCAAACUUUGACAACCAAAUGGACAGUCAAUCCUACUUUGACAACCAAAUAAACAGUCAAUCCUACUUUGACAGCCAAAUGAACAGUCAAUCCUAUUUUGACAGUCAAAUGGACAGUCAACCAUACAUUGACAGCCAAUAUGAUGGAAUUGUUGAGGAUACUCCUGAAUCAUUAUGGGAUUGUCCAUCUCGGAGUCCUCUAAGGAAGAAGUUGACAACAUCAAGGAAUCAUAUUGCAAUCCUCCAAGACAUUCCAUUGCCUAAAAAUGAAGACAACGUUGUUUGCCAAAUAUGUGAUAUUUCUGGUCAUGUUGCUACUAUAUGCCCGCAACGAUAUAAAGUAACUUGUCAACUGUGUAACCGUGAGGGUCAUACUGCAAAAGUUUGUCCAAAUCGUUACCGAUCAGAAAGCGCAUCAGACCCAUCCUUUACACCUACUGAGUCUUCUGAAACUAUUACUAAGAUUUUUGCUAAUGGUCAUCUUACAUUUACAAAAAAGUCUUGGGAUGAAGCAUAUUUCUUUGUAGAUCCGUGCAUUUUGGUGUAUGAUUCAUCACCUCUAAGCCUCCACGCGCCUCCAUCCUGCAUUUUAAAAUGGGGGAAUCCUGAGGUCGUCUCUGUGCAUUUGUGUAAGCAUGGGUUUAUGAAUAACUAUUAUGCAUGGUAUGUUCAUGGAGAGACAUCUAGUAAUACAGUAAGAAACUUUGAAGGGGAAUCUUCUAAUAUGGAGUUUGUUAGAAAUGAAGUAGAUGCAUUAUACCAUGAAAUGGUAGUUGAUGCAAUGGGUGUACAGUCUGAAUACAAUGACGGGCCAAUGGCUGAGGAGCCAAAUAGUAAGGCAAGAGAAUUUUAUAAUCUCUUGCAUGCUGCAGAAGUCCAUAUAGGUGCUGGGGGACAGGAUGUUACAGUACUUUCAUGGAUGGUAGAAAUGCUAAACAUGAAAACUCUUUAUAAUAUGAGUGCUGCUAAUUGGCAAAUGGCAUUGUCAUUGAGUCGAAAGUUGUUGAGUCCAGAGGACCAAGAAAAGUCGAGAGCAACGAGCUCUUAUCUGUCAGUGGCUGAAGGAAUUGAGAUUCCUAGAUGGCAUCUCUUGCCAAUUGCUUUCCGUGAUUUCCUCAUAGAUGAAGUUUGGGGUCCCUUAACUGAGAUCAAUAACUUUUUUAGAGCUUUAACUGCUCCGAUUAUUCAAGUGCGUAGUGGAAGAUAUGAGGUUGAUUCUCGCCUUUUUCCUUUAGUAACUGGCCCAGUCAAUAACGUUAGGGUAUACAAUGGUUAUUGGGUUAAUGGAUUUCGGUUUCAUACUAUCGCAUAUGGACAAAAUAAAAAGACCAUGAAUAGCGGUGUUUGUGUGAAGGGAGCCACUUUCAAUGAUGAGUCAGAUUAUUCUGGAAGUUUGAAGGAAAUAAUUGAGCUUCAGUAUUUUGACUCAUAUGUUCAUCAAUCAGUGAUUUUGUUCAAGUGUGAGUGGUAUGAUAUCAACAAAGGCAUUGUGGUCCAUCUGACAUCUGGUAUAGUUGACAUAAAUCCUCGAAAAGGGUGGUUUGCUGCAUGUAAGAUUAGAGCAAGAGCAAUAAUCGACACUUCAUCAUUAAGUGAUGGUGGAAAUGUUUAUUAUCAAGACGAUGAUCCUCCUAUGCCACAAUUGGUGCAACCCUCGACUGUUUUAAAUUAUCAUGUUUCACUAGCAUCUCAAGGGGGAGAAGAAGUGGUGAUUAGUGAGGUCAUGCAAUUGCCAUAUGUGACAGAGGAAGAAUGUGUGGGUGAGGAUGAUGAUGAAGAGGAAGAGUUUGAUGGAACGGAAACAUCGGAAGAAGAAGUUCUAAAUUACUUAACUGAGAAUAGCAGGUUGAUCCAGAGGGAGAACCACAGAGGUCAUUUCGUCGUCUUAUUCGGGGGCCUCGUAGGGCUGUUCCUACAUAGCAGCAGCUGCCUAGCUACACAGUUGCAACAGGAGCAACCCACUGUUACUCAGCCACCAUUGGCUGAUGAUCAGUUCACUGGUGAUGAUGCGACAAUGGAGGAGGACACUGAAAAGUGUAAUUUGGAGGUUGAGUUGGAGGCUGAGUAUGCUGUGCUUGAUCCUGAGUUAGAUGCUCAGUUGGAGGAGGAGCUAUCACGUGCUGUCCCGAAGACAGGACGUGGCAUGGAUAAAGAAGAUGACGCUCCUGCAGACCCGAGUCAAAGGAAGGUGCUUAGCCUUAAUCGCUAAGGCACAUUCAGCCAUGAGAGGUUUGGGAGGACUGCCACAGUCAUCUGGAAGUACUUGUAUGAUGAGCCAGUACUUUUCUGGUAUAGCUGGCUUGAGGAAAAGAAGAGGAUUGCUUGAGAGAAUUUUCAGAGGACAUAUUAUUGGGAAGAGGAUGAUGCUCGUGUGUAUAAAGUCUGGAGAUUACA
Rubroshorea leprosula is the source of this 2664-nucleotide messenger RNA. The record is from the annotation of a GenBank genome assembly. NCBI's taxonomy places the organism in Eukaryota, Viridiplantae, Streptophyta, Magnoliopsida, Malvales, Dipterocarpaceae.